GAUAUAGCUCAGUGGUUUUAGGGUAGGCGGCCGGAGUGUUGGUAGUAGGGGCAAUUUAAAUGCUUGGACCCGCCGCGGCCUUUUAAAAAUUCCUGGCGGUCAGUCAAAGACAUGGUGGUGCUGCAUAUGGUGAUCGGAUGGAAGGUCGACGAGUAGUGAGGUCACAGGGUAGUUUCAGCAUUCGAAUCCUAGUAUGAAGAGUCGUGGGCAAAUGGGUUUCUCACCUGCAAAACCCUUCGACAGCUUGAGAGAUGUCAGGUGUAAACAAAACGUAUCGGCACGUGGAAGGAUUAAGUAUAGGACGAGUAGGAAAUCCCCACUCAUCCUACGAACGAGGUUAUAAUAUAACAUCCCAGCAUUUAGCAAUUACCGGAUGACCGGCAUGACCGGUAAAGGCGGAAUAUCGUCAGAAAGAACUUCAACAUGAUUUCUUCUGAUUCAUUUCCAGCUAACAGCUCUGAAAUAGAAAUAUAUUCAUCCCCAUUGGAACCUAUUGAUCCGGACACGUUUAAGUCAUGUGGGUCCUUAGAACGAUUAAUCAUACACAAUAGUGACAUAACCAAGAUUCCACCAGUAACUGCCUGCACUGAACUGAUAGAGGCUGACUUUUCAAGAAAUCACCUUGUGUACACUCCAACAGAACCAUUUGCAGCUUUCCCUCCGAGUCUGAAAAAUCUAAACCUAAAUAGCAAUUCAUUGACCAUCUUACCGAGAAAGUUUUUCUGGGGAACAUCGAUUGAGCUUUUGAGUCUCAGUAACAACAGCUUUAGGUCUAUACCAGGCGAUGCACUGGAGAACAUGGUUGAACUGGUUUACAUUGGACUUGAUAUGAAUCAGAUCGAGGCGGUCUCUAAACGAAGUUGUAAAAUACUUGCCCAGAGUCAUGUGAGAUUCUUGAACCUGAGUAACAAUAGAAUCAGAAGCAUUGCUCAAAACUCGCUGUCACAACUAAAACAUCUACAGAUAUUGGAGAUCCAUCAUAAUGACCUCUUCAAGCUUGGACCACAAAUAUUUCAUCACAUAUCCAAUCUAAUACACUUGGAUUUGAACACCAAUAAACUGAGUGUUCUCCUACCAAGGACAUUUACUGAUCUACCAAAUCUUCUCACACUACGUCUUCAUUCACAAAAGGUUGGAUUCGAUCUGACGUCAAUUUCAUAUUCUGCUUUCUAUAAUGCUGGACAGAAGAUAAGAACCUUGUUCUUGAGUGAUAACGAGUUACGAGCUGUUCCACAUGGGAUAUUCAACUACGACAAUUUCAAAAACUUGGAAACCCUAUUUCUGGAGUGGAAUGAAAUAACCAAUGCAUCAGAAAUAUCGCGGAAUGAUUUCCCGGGACAGAGUGACGCCCUCUAUGGUACGCUUGUGAAAAAUUAUAAACCUUUCAACGGUCUUGGCAACCUCCAUACCCUGUCCCUUGCACACAAUUUGAUUGAUGGAAUCAGUAAUGACACAUUUUGCGAAGCUCCUAAUCUUGUACAUAUUGGUUUAAUUUAUAAUGAUCUGGACGACGAAUUGAUCGACAUUGACGCCUUCAGAUGCUUAUUUUUAACAACUCAUGUGAACUUAGCAUAUAACAAUAUUAAGUUGGUACCGGAGGCCUUUGUUGCAGGACACCUACAAAGCCUGGACAUAGUGCAAUUUGAAGGGAAUAAACUUGUGUAUCUGAAAAGGGGGGCAUUCACACCACUUGAUACUGUCAGGGAGUUUGAUCUCUCAAACAACGACAUCAUAACGGUUGAAAACAACGUGUUUCCACCAUCCACAGAGAAAAUCCUUUUGAAUGACAAUAGGUUUGAGUUCACGCAUGAGGGCGCUUUUCAGAAUCUGUCAUCGUUAAAAGAGAUACAUUUGAAGUACAUGAGAAUGAAGCACAUACCUGGUAGUGCGUUCUUUGGGGAUUUCAAGCUCGAUUCAAUCCAACUCUUUGGAGGUGAUAUAACGUAUUUACCAAAGGAUAUUUUCAGAGACACAGUCUUGGGCUACACCGACAUGGGCUAUAAUGAUCUCACCUACAUCGAACCAGGGACAUUUUCAAAACAUUAUUAUUGGACCAUCUAUGUGUACAACAAUCGAUUGAUAGAGCUCCCAUUUCCAGACCUGCAACAAACCAAGAUGGACUAUGCCCUCUUUAAAGGAAGCAGAAUCGGUAUUAUCAGGUCUUGGACUUUUCUGAACUAUGCUGGACAAAAUUUGGGUUUGAGCGGGAACCGUAUCAGCCGCAUUGAGAAGAAUGCCUUUCAUGGAGCCAAUGUCGGGCAUAUUGACCUUAAAAAUAACCCGAUAGUUCAAAUAGACUCCUUCGCCUUCUCCUCGGUCACAGCACGUAACUUAGACUUUGAAAGCGUUCAGGGAACUCAUAUUUCUUCGAAGGCAUUUAACAACAUUAAUGGACUGAAUAGAUGGUCCUGGGAAAAUGGGCGGCUCGAGUUACUUGAAGACCAAGCAUUCCAUGAUAUUUCUUUUGAUAGUCAAAUAGAAUAUGCCAUGGAUUUCAGUAAUUGUGAAAUAGUGGAAGUAGAAGGAAGGAUCAUUAGUGGUAACUCGAAGGUCAUGAAUUUCUCCUUGAAAGGUAAUAAACUGCAAGAGCAACCGUUGAUCAACUCACAGUCGCUAACGUUUCUUGACCUUUCCGAGAAUGCGAUCACAUCCUUUCGAAGCCCCAGAAUUUUCAAAACGCUUGUGAGCCUGGAAACUAUACACAUGUAUAAUAACAGAAUCGCCUACAUUCCAGCAGGCCUAUUCUCUGGUCUCCAGAAGUUACGGCAGAUUGACCUCCGGCAUAAUUUAAUCACCUAUAUUGGACCAGAUGCUUUUACACCAUUACCCUCUCUCUGGGAUGUGGGCAUGCUGAAUAAUUCUUUACAAUGUACGUGUGACACAUACUACAAUCUUGUCACUAUCGCCGAUUUCCUCCGCGGGUCUCGCUGCCGAGAACCUGAUGCAGCAAAAGGACUGGUCUUCGACGGGAAUAAAACAGAUCAUUCAAACUAUUAUGGUCUAGUCGACACAGACUCAUUUCUUUGCACUGCCAGGACUGUUUCCGCUUUUAAACCAGAGCCAACCAACGUGACGGUGAUCUGGGAAAUGCCGUCUGAAGCGUACCCAGGAGCAACCUCCCCUCCGGUAGAGGCAGAAAUACAAUGCACAAAUGAAGACAACGCACCGACCCUCACAGCAAACGUUAACGCCAUUGGAACAAACUCGCACACGUUCACGGAAAUGGACGGGGUGGUUGCCGAUAUCGAGUACAUCUGCAGUGUGGGCUCUGUGUGGGAAGGCAACUCCAGCUCUAGAGGCCUUCUUGUCACAGCUGUUGGAAACCGUAAGAAAGAAAGUGGGUGA
Messenger RNA from Lytechinus pictus (painted urchin), 3345 nucleotides. Its product is annotated as slit homolog 1 protein-like. Lineage: Eukaryota; Metazoa; Echinodermata; Echinoidea; Temnopleuroida; Toxopneustidae. Gene Ontology annotation, cellular component: extracellular matrix. Gene Ontology annotation, molecular function: protein binding. The transcript has 30 exons. The record is from RefSeq and is a predicted model, not a curated record. The coding region runs from base 424 to 3345 and encodes 973 amino acids.